Messenger RNA from Rotaria socialis, 471 nucleotides. The record is from the annotation of a GenBank genome assembly. NCBI's taxonomy places the organism in Eukaryota, Metazoa, Rotifera, Eurotatoria, Philodinida, Philodinidae.
AUGAGCGUUUCGCGUUAUAAUAACUUUUACUUACUUAAUAUACUCACAUUCAAUUCACAUGCGACAAUGGAAGAACUUGAUCUUGCCAUUGACGAAGAAGUUGCUCUCAUGAGAACAUCACGUACAGCAACAUUCACAUUAAGUUCAUCAUCUUCUUCGUCAUCGUCGUCGUCUUGUUCUAAUCUAUAUAAUAAUAAUCAAAAUGGGCGAACAUCAAAAACGACAACUAUAUGUUCUUUGUCAUCUAAAUCUUAUAUUUCUGAAAAUCACCCACUUCUACAUUCCCAAUCGCUCAUGCUUGAUAAUCAAAGGCAUCGUCCAGCUAUUCAUGAUCCUUACCAAUUAUCAUCAAAUCUUCAACUUUUAGAUAAUUGGAUGAUUGUAAGUGUUGCAUAUAAAUUUUUUUUUCUUCUUCUCCUUUUAUUGUUUUGGUCAUUUCGCGUCUUCUUGAUUGCGGACGUUUUUUCUUAA